Molecule: messenger RNA, 2275 nt
Organism: Momordica charantia (bitter melon)
Lineage: Eukaryota; Viridiplantae; Streptophyta; Magnoliopsida; Cucurbitales; Cucurbitaceae
Product: P-loop containing nucleoside triphosphate hydrolases superfamily protein
Molecular function (GO): nucleic acid binding; RNA helicase activity; ATP binding
Source: RefSeq, a predicted model, not a curated record
CUUGGUGGGUUCAACGGCACUAAAACCCUAGAAUCGAAAGCAGAGGUUAAAUCGCCACUGCUUGAGCAAGGGUGCCAACUGCGAUAAACCCUAGCCCUACAAUAUCAAAGAACAGGUAAGAUCGCCACUGCUUGAUCAAAGGUGCCAACUUCUUCUCAGAUUCUAAGCGAAAGAAUCAAUUGGAAGUCACUGCCAUGGUCGUACUGAACGAGAAAGCUCCGUCCUCAGCAGAGGUCGAGGCAAAGGACAAAAGACGCAAGAGAAAGAGACCGAAGAAAAGUCUUCCUUCAAUAGGUGCGGAAGAAGGGAAAGGAGAUGCUGAAGGUAAUGUAUCAGAAGAGAAAGUGAAAGAAGUCAAGAAGAUGAAGAGGAAGACGAAAACGAAAACAAAGACGAAGGGUGAGUUGGAGGAGGAAGGACAUGAAAAUGCUAACAGUGACGAGGGAGCGCAUGAUGUGGAAGGGGAAGUGGAGAAGGAUGAGGAGCAAGGGAACAACAAGAAGAAGGUUAAGACUGGUGGAUCGGGAAUUAUGAGUACCGUUUCAUUUGAUUCGCUUGAGUUGUCGGAGAAAACUCUCCGGGCGGUUAAGGACAUGAGAUUUGAGCACAUGACUCAGAUUCAAGCCAGGGCAAUUCCACCUUUUCUGAUUGGCAAAGAUGUUCUUGGCGCCGCGAGGACUGGUUCAGGGAAAACCCUUGCCUUUCUUAUACCAGCUGUGGAGCUGCUACAUCACAUCAGCUUCACUCCUCGUAAUGGAACUGGUGUUAUUGUUAUUUGUCCAACAAGGGAGCUUGCAAUGCAGACACAUGAAGUGGCAAAAGAGCUUCUCAAAUAUCAUUCACAGACACUUGGCCUAGUUACUGGUGGUUCUAGUAGACAAGCUGAGGCUGAUCGUAUUACAAAGGGAGUCAAUCUAUUAGUUGCAACCCCUGGUCGACUUCUUGACCAUCUUCAACAUACCAAGAAUUUUAUAUAUAAAAAUUUGAAGUGCCUCAUAAUUGAUGAAGCAGACAGGAUAUUGGAAACCAAUUUUGAGGAGGAAAUGAAACAAAUUAUAAAGAUCCUACCAAAGAAUAGGCAGACUGCUUUGUUCUCAGCAACCCAAACACAAAAGGUUGAAGAUCUUGUCCGCUUGUCAUUUCAGUCAACUCCUAUUUAUAUUGAUGUGGAUGAUGGGAGAACAAAGGUCACCAAUGAAGGGUUGCAACAGGGUUAUUGUGUUGUGCCCAGUGCUAAAAGAUUCAUUCUUCUAUAUUCCUUCUUAAAGAGAAACUUAUCUAAGAAAGUUAUGGUCUUCUUCUCAUCUUGUAACUCUGUAAAGUUCCAUGCCGACCUUCUUAGAUACAUUAAGGUUGAUUGCUUGGAUAUCCAUGGAAAGCAAAAGCAGCAAAAGAGAACUUCUACCUUCUUUGCCUUCAACAAGGCUGAGACAGGGAUCCUACUAUGUACUGAUGUUGCUGCACGUGGACUUGACAUUCCUGCUGUUGAUUGGAUUGUGCAAUACGAUCCUCCAGAUGAACCCAAGGAAUAUAUUCACAGAGUUGGUCGAACAGCUAGAGGUGAAGGUAGCAAAGGAAAUGCCCUACUUUUCUUGAUUCCUGAAGAGCUUCAAUUUCUUCGCUAUCUGAAGGCCGCAAAAGUUCCUGUCAAAGAGUAUGAGUUCAGUGAUAAGAAACUAGCCAACGUGCAGUCUCAUCUGGAGAAGCUGGUGGGCAGUAACUAUUAUCUGAACAAGUCGGCUAAGGAUGCUUACAGAUCCUAUUUACUAGCUUAUAAUUCACAUUCCAUGAAAGAUAUUUUUAAUGUUCACCGCCUUGAUCUUCAGGCUAUUGCAGCUUCCUUCUGCUUUUCCAACCCUCCAAAGGUGAACCUGAACAUUGACAGCAGUGCCUCAAAAUUCAGAAAGAAAACGCGUAAAGUAGAAGGGAGCAGGAAUCGGUUCAGUGAGAGCAAUCCUUACGGGAGGAAGAACGUCGAGGAGGAUGAGAGGCAAUUUGUAAGAUACUAGCUGAACUGAACUGUUGUUUGUCAACCCAUCUAUGAAAUGAAUUUGUUCAGAUUUCAUAGUUGAGAUAAUUAUUACUCGGCCCUUAGUGAAUCAUUUAUGUGCUGGUGUCCUAAAAUAGUCCUGGUACUGGUAACCAGAUGCGAUUUUGUAUCCCAAUAUUCAUAGCAUAGGAAAAAUUUUGAAUGUGGCGACUUAUUGAUUUCAUAAUGGUGUAAAUUUGUGGAACAGAACGCAGAGUAUAAUAUCUCUCUUUUAUAUUUCUUUUA